AGCCUCCCAGACUGAAGGAUUUUGAAGGCUCAUACUCUGGCUUUGGAAAAAAGGUAAUAAGAAAACAAGAGAGCAUAAAGCCAUGGGAAAACACUCUGGGGCAAAGAUAGACAAAGUACAGUGAAAACAGGAGGAGUCUAGUAGUUUUAAGUAAAUAUUAAAUGAUGCGGCACAAAAAUGUUAAAUUAUAUUGCAAAUACCUAAUGAUUACUCAUAAUUUAGUUUUUGAUAAUUUAGUCUUCAAAAAGAUAUUUUUCUGGGUUAAAAUCACAUUUGCUUUCAUUCCUAGACAAAAUAACUAUUUAGAGAGUAUUUCUCUAGAUGCUACCUACAAGUGCUGCCUAGAUGCCCUUGGGUGGACUCUCCUGGUUCAGCCGUCAGUAGCUCAGCUGCAGGCACUUUUUUGUCCCCUGUGACUAAGUGGAAACUUUGAAAGGUCUGUAGUUUUUUGAAAAAGAUGGAAUUUUUUUGAAUUUGUAACCUCAACCACUUAAGAAGUUGAAUUUAACUUCACAGAUCAUUUUACAGAAAAUAAAACAUCAAGUACUCACAAGAUUGAAUUUCAGGAAAGCCUUCUUGGAUGCAAGAUAAAGGCGGGGUGUAAAGUGAAAACAAAAGUAGCUGGAGUUAGGUCAUUUGAUUUUACACCCUGUACUCAAGACUGCUUCUCUCUGCCGACUGCAACAGAUUGGAACCAUGGAUUUGGAACAGAACCAGUCAACAGAUUAUUAUUAUGAGGAAAAUGAAAUGAAUGGCACUCACGACUACAGUCAAUAUGAAUUGAUCUGUAUCAAAGAAGACGUCAGAAAAUUUGCAAAAGUUUUCCUCCCUGUAUUCCACACAAUAGCUUUUGUCAUUGGACUUGCAGGCAAUUCCAUGGUAGUGGCAAUUUAUGCCUAUUACAAGAAACAGAGAACCAAAACAGAUGUGUACAUCCUGAAUUUGGCUGUGGCAGAUUUGCUCCUUCUGUUCACUCUGCCUUUUUGGGCUGUUAAUGCAGUUCAUGGGUGGGUUUUAGGGAAAAUAAUGUGCAAAAUAACUUCAGCAUUGUACACAGUAAACUUUGUCUCUGGAAUGCAGUUUCUGGCUUGUAUCAGCGUAGACAGAUAUGUGGCAGUAACUAAAAGUCCCAGACAAUCAGGAGUGGGAAAAGCAUGCUGGGUGAUCUGUUUCUGUGUCUGGAUGGCUGCCAUCUUGCUGAGUAUACCCCAGCUGGUUUUUUAUACAGUAAAUGACAAUGCUAGGUGUAUUCCCACUUUUCCCCACUACCUAGGAACAUCAAUGAAAGCAUCAAUUCAAAUGCUAGAAAUCUGCAUCGGAUUUGUAGUACCCUUUCUUAUCAUGGGGGUGUGCUACUUUAUCACGGCAAGAACACUCAUGAAGAUGCCAAACAUUAAAAUAUCUCAGCCCCUCAAAGUUCUGCUCACAGUGGUUAUAGUUUUCAUUGUCACUCAGUUGCCUUAUAACAUUGUCAAGUUCUGCCGAGCCAUAGACAUCAUCUACUCCCUGAUCACCAACUGCAACAUGAGCAAACGCCUGGACAUUGCCAUCCAAAUUACAGAAAGCAUCGCACUCUUUCACAGCUGCCUCAACCCAAUCCUUUAUGUUUUUAUGGGAGCAUCUUUCAAAAACUAUAUUAUGAAAGUGGCCAAGAAGUAUGGGUCCUGGAGAAGACAGAGACAAAGUGUGGAGGAGUUUCCUUUUGAUACUGAGUGUCCUACAGAGCCAACCAGUACUUUUAGCAUUUGAAGGUAAAACUGCUCUGCCUUUUGCUUGGAUACAUAGGAAUGAUGCUUCCCCCUCAAAUAAAACAUCUGCAUUAUCCUGAAACUCAAAUUUCAAAUGUCAUGGUUGCAACUUAUAAUAAAGAAUGGGUUGGGGGAAGGGGGAGAAUAAAAGCCGAGAAGAGGAAAUAAGAUAAUAAAUGUACAAAACAUGAAAAUUAAAAUAAACAAUAUAGGAAAAUAGUAGUAAUGGGCAUAAGUGAAUAAAAACAAUCUGCUGUAAAGAAGAAGAGUUUCAUGGUGAUAGAAUAGUUUUGUAUGUUGGUUGCAGUGGUGGUUAUACAAAUACACAGUGAUAAAAUGGCAUAGAACUGUACACAUACAUUGUACCAAUUUUAAUUUCCUGAUUUUGACCAGGAAAUGGGGGGAAACUGGAUGAAGGGUAACCAGGAAUACUCUGUACCAUCUUUGUAACUUCCUGUGAAUUUAUAAUAAUUUCAAAAUAAAAGAAGUUAAACAAACAAA
Messenger RNA from Sapajus apella (tufted capuchin), 2249 nucleotides. RefSeq names its product atypical chemokine receptor 4 (gene ACKR4). Gene Ontology annotation, cellular component: membrane. Gene Ontology annotation, molecular function: chemokine binding; chemokine receptor activity; scavenger receptor activity. Lineage: Eukaryota; Metazoa; Chordata; Mammalia; Primates; Cebidae. Gene Ontology annotation, biological process: chemotaxis; immune response; G protein-coupled receptor signaling pathway. The transcript has 2 exons. The coding region runs from base 697 to 1749 and encodes 350 amino acids. The record is from RefSeq and is a predicted model, not a curated record.